AUGGCAAAUCUGCAUGUUCGAUCAAACAGCUUGCCAUCAAAAUCUCACCCCAUAGUAAAUGAUGUUGAAGAUCAUUUAUGCAGGUUAAGGUCCUCCGAAGGGACAUCAACAUCAUCUGCUUCUGUGACUGCAAACUUGGCCAUCCUUAAGGAUUUACAUGAAGGCUCACUUGGGCUUGUGGAUCUUUGUGGAUUCACAAGAGAUAUUCUAAAUUUAACAAAGGGAUCUGUUCAAGAUCUUCAGUCAUCCAUCAGGCGAAACAGAGGUGAAACUGCCACAGCUGACGACAUCAAUGCUUAUAUGACCUCAAGAAAGAAGAUUAACAAAAUGGUUAACAAAUUCAUCAAGAACUUCAAGACAUUCGAUAAAAAUCCUACAGCCUUCUCCAAUGAAGACUCUGACCUCAAGGCCAUCGUAACGAUGCUAAAAGAGACAGAGGCUUUUGAUGUCUCAGUCCUGAAGUCUGUCCUGAUACUUGUGUCUGGGGAGAGGGGAAGCUCAAAGAAAAGAAGCUGGUCAUUGCUUUCCAAGUUUUCUCGAACCAGCCGUGUACACUCUGAGGUAGAACAAGAACGUUGUGCUGAGUACUUGUGCUCAUUUGACCUCCAGAAGUCUGGGAAAGAUUUGCAAAUUGUCUUGAAGCAGUUGAAAGCAUCAGAAAUGGGUAUCCAAGAACUUGAAGAGGAACUCGAGGCAUUUUUCAGGAGUUUAGUCAAAACUAGAGUUUCCCUUCUUAAUGCCCUCAACCACUAG
Sesamum indicum (sesame) is the source of this 753-nucleotide messenger RNA. The record is from RefSeq and is a predicted model, not a curated record. Lineage: Eukaryota; Viridiplantae; Streptophyta; Magnoliopsida; Lamiales; Pedaliaceae.